UGUGUGUGUGUGUGUGUGUGUGGCUCGUAACCAUGUCUAGGAUGCUGCCAACACGGUUGUCAUGACUCCCUGCGAUGGAAAGGAGGACUCGACCGAGUGGUGCUGUGGCUUCAACAAUACCGCAUGCUGCGGGACAUCUGCGGCCAUCACCCUGACUGCCCUCGGCGGCGGUUCCACGGCAUCCGCAAUGAAGGCGAUGAGUUCGACGGCAAGCAGCUUAACAGCGAGUACCUCCUCAACUGCUUCCUCGCAUAGCUCAUCUAGCCUUUCAACCGGCGCAAAGGCUGGGAUUGGCGUUGGGGUCGGUCUCGGCGGCCUAUCCCUCCUUUCCCUUCUGGCCUUUCUCUUCCAUCAACGUCGCAAGCCUCUACAGGCCUCUUUGCCAUCACCAGGCGGUCCACCAGAAAUGCCAGCAACUGCGACAUCACAGCUAUAUGAGAAACCGGUUGUUACAUCACAGCUACACGAGAAGCCGGCUGGUGCGAACUCCACACGACAUGAACUUAUGGACAUGAGCACAGAGAAUUGAUGGAGCUGGUU
Messenger RNA from Penicilliopsis zonata CBS 506.65, 540 nucleotides. RefSeq lists its product as hypothetical. The transcript has a single exon. NCBI's taxonomy places the organism in Eukaryota, Fungi, Ascomycota, Eurotiomycetes, Eurotiales, Aspergillaceae. Bases 62 to 529 code for a protein of 155 amino acids. The record is from RefSeq and is a predicted model, not a curated record.